GCACUCCCACGCCCACUCUGGACUGGUAACAUUGGCACUGGUGGAAGCACUGACGGAAGAGUGGAGGUCCCGCUUGUGUGUGGCGCUGCCUCGUCCACCUCCACCCCGUCAUCAUGGCUAUGUCCAAAUCCACCAACACUUACAACCGGCAAAACUGGGAGGACUCGGACUUUCCAAUAUUGUGCCAGACAUGCCUAGGAGACAAUCCAUAUGUUCGCAUGAUGCGUGAUCGGUAUGGAAAAGAAUGCAAGAUUUGUACUCGGCCAUUCACUGUCUUCAGAUGGUGUCCAGGGGCAAGAAUGAGAUUUAAGAAGACUGAGGUAUGCCAGACUUGUGCAAAAAUUAAGAAUGUAUGUCAGACAUGCCUUCUGGAUCUUGAAUAUGGCCUUCCAACUCAAGUUCGGGACUCUGCACUAAGCUUGACAGAUGAAAUGCCGAAAAGUGAAGUUAAUAAGGAAUUCUACAUUCAGAAUAUGGAAAAGCAGAUGGCAGCAACAUCUGAUGGCACCACAGCAGGAGGUGCAUUAGGCAAGGCUAAGAGUCAUUCAGAAAUGCUUCUUAGGCUGGCUCGUACUACACCAUAUUAUAAACGCAACAGGCCACACAUCUGUUCCUUUUGGGUAAAAGGUGAAUGUAAGAGGGGAGAAGAAUGCCCUUACCGCCAUGAGAAACCAACUGACCCGGAUGAUCCACUAGCAGACCAGAACAUAAAGGACCGUUACUAUGGUGUCAAUGACCCUGUAGCUGACAAGCUACUCAAGCGAGCUGCAGCCAUGCCAAGACUAGAGCCUCCUGAAGACAAGUCCAUUACCACUCUUUAUGUUGGAAACUUAGGUGACAGAAUUGGAGAAAAGGAAUUGAGAGAUCACUUUUAUCAGUAUGGGGAGCUACGAAGUGUUAAUGUAGUAGCCAAGCAACAGUAUGCCUUUGUCCAAUUUACAUCCCGCACAGCAGCUGAAUUGGCUGCAGAACGCACUUUUAAUAAGCUCAUUAUUCAGGGUCGAAGACUAAACAUCAAAUGGGGUCGGUCACAGGCCAGACAAGGUGGUCUCGGCCUUGGGGGUAUUGAGGAUUUAGAAGGCGAAGAUAUCGUUCCUCAAGCAUUGGAACCUGUCCCUGGCUUGCCAACACUUCCUCCCCCACCAGAAGAACUCCACAACAACUUUUUCAACUUACCCUCAACAGCUGCAAGCAUACCUCUUCCCCCUGGCCAGGCCCCUGCAGUGGCUGGUACUCCCACCAUUCGGCCUCCCAUGCCCCCUGGCCAGACUCCUCCAAGGCCUCCUGCACCCCCCCCUGGCAGCCUCCCUGGUGGCCCCCCUCCUCUUGGUGGACCACUUGGCCCUCGUCCUCCAGGUGUACCUCCAGCUCCACCAGGCCACCUUCCUCCCUUACAGCCUCCUCCAUUUUUCCCUCCACACCUCCGUGCACCUCUUCGUCCCCCACCAGGAGUUCGUCCUCCAAGUUACUUCCCACAGCCACCUCCUAUCCCUGGAGUUGGUCCUCCUCCUCCCCUGACUCAUGGAAUCAUACACUACCCUUCACAAGAUCCUACACAAAUGGGGGCUAAUCCUGACAAGAAGUGAUGAAGAUCUUAUGUAUUGUCAUUAAUAUUGGAUGGCUCAAUCAGACAUUGGCUUUAUAGUUUAAUUUAAUACAGUGAGUCAAAAUACUUCUAUGUCAGUAAAUGAGAGCCCCAUGGUGUUAGUACUUGAAGAAUGUAAAUUUUUUACAAUACUAAUUCAUCUAUAAAUUUCUUUUUAUUUUCCAAUGAACAAUAUUAUCUUCGUUGUUAAAGCUGCCGAAUCUCCAUUACAAUCCUCAACAGUAAAAACAUACUUAUAAAUUCAACAAUAAAUACAUGCUUAUAAAUUAAAAUUAUAACAUGCUGAUCAAUUAACCCUUUCCUUGUUAAGCGCUCGCAAUGAGACUAUCCCCUCAGGCACGCUCGGGCACCCCAGUCGGGGAAGGGGAUCGUUUUUAACUGCUGUAUCUCAAAAACUAUUCAUCACAGCUACAAAACAAAAACACCAUUGGAAAGAGGAGGCCAAGAUCUAUUAGAUUCGGUUAUGUAAGCCUCUCCUGCAAACAUGCAGGCACGUUCAAGGGGUGUUUUUUUUCCGUGAGUGCGACUGGUGCUCGCAGUGAGCUUUUAGCACCACCAGCAAGUGACACUAGUGCUCGCUCUUUUAACCUCUGUAUCUCAAUAACUAUUCAUCACGGCUAAAAACAAAAACACCAUUGGAAAGAGGAGGCCAAGAUCUAUAAGAUUUGGUAAAGUAAGCCUCUCCUGUGAACGUACAGGCACGUUCAGGGGGUGUUGCCUGUGAAGACAUACAUUUACACAUGCGUGACGGUCAGCCAUAAGGCAACUACUGACAUCUCUUGAUGAUGGGGUGCUGGCAGGGCAGUAUUGCCAACUGCAAAAUUUACACCUAUUUGGUCAAAAUAUGUCAUGUGAUAGGUGAAGCUAUGCAAAAAUGCCGCUAUAUUGGACAACAACAUCACCAGUUGCUCGUCCGUAGAUUUUCCGCGCUAGGCUGAUAUGAUUUUCCACCAAAUUUUGUGGAAAACCCACUGAAUUGGCAAUGCUGUGGUGUGAAAAAUAGUGUUGGAACACUCAUACGCGGGAAAUUUGAGUGCGACUGGAGCUCGCAGCAAGCGUUUAGCACCACCGGCAAGUUACGCUAGUGCUCACUGCGAGCAUUUAGCAACAAAACGGUUAAUAUUCAUAACCUAUUCAAAAUUGGUAUAAACAUUCAUAGGUAGGUAGUCAUAGGUGCUCCUACAACCAACAGCGGUGGGGGACCAACACAAAAAAACAACAUAAUAAAAAAAUGGCAAAAUAGUAAAUAGUUUGGAAUUAUUAACUUGGAAAGAUAGACCUACUGGAAGCUGAAAAGGAAAGGAUCAGGGUGUGAUCAGAAGCAACCACUAAUACCAGAUGAUCGUAUCACACUAUAUACUUGGUUUCAUGGACGAAAUACAGGUUGUGUGAAAAACCUGUAAUCUGAAUUUUCAGUAUUUUUUUUCCAUUAUAUAUAUAUAUAUAUAUAUAUAUAUAUAUAUAUAUAUAUAUAUAUAUAUAUAUAUAUAUAUAUAUAUAUAUAUAUAUAUAUAUA
This is a messenger RNA of Eriocheir sinensis (Chinese mitten crab), 3122 nucleotides long. Its product is annotated as pre-mRNA-splicing factor RBM22-like. The record is from RefSeq and is a predicted model, not a curated record. NCBI's taxonomy places the organism in Eukaryota, Metazoa, Arthropoda, Malacostraca, Decapoda, Varunidae. Gene Ontology annotation, cellular component: U2-type catalytic step 1 spliceosome; U2-type catalytic step 2 spliceosome; Prp19 complex. The coding region runs from base 114 to 1586 and encodes 490 amino acids. Gene Ontology annotation, molecular function: U6 snRNA binding; pre-mRNA binding; metal ion binding. The transcript is spliced from 4 exons.